Mus musculus (house mouse) is the source of this 6552-nucleotide messenger RNA. RefSeq names its product Werner syndrome RecQ like helicase (gene Wrn). Gene Ontology annotation, molecular function: ATP binding; ATP hydrolysis activity; 3'-flap-structured DNA binding. The transcript is spliced from 34 exons. The coding region runs from base 382 to 4587 and encodes 1401 amino acids. Gene Ontology annotation, biological process: cellular response to gamma radiation; DNA recombination; response to UV-C. Gene Ontology annotation, cellular component: nucleus; chromosome; centrosome. The record is from RefSeq and is a predicted model, not a curated record. Lineage: Eukaryota; Metazoa; Chordata; Mammalia; Rodentia; Muridae.
CUCUCUCUCUCUCUCUCUCUCUCUUUCUUUCUUUCCUUCCUUCCUUCAAAUGCCCUGAACGUCCUUACGCUGCUUCUCGCUGCAUGAGUACAGGUCACCUGAGAUACCUACCUAGCCGUCAGGAACCACAUCCUGAAGAAGACAGACCCUUGCUUCCCCAGCGGCUGGCUAUCUGUUGCCAAUACUGUAGGCUUCAUGAGCUUCCCCUCAGUGCAUGCUGAGAUUUGGCUGGCUUGAUUUUUUUUGCAUGCAGACAUAGCCUCUGAGAUGGACAAUAAUCCUGCCAACAGUCUUCCUGCCCCUCUUCUGCAAUGAUUCCCAAGCCUUGUGACAUGGGAGUCACAUUUAGAGCUGGGCAUUUUAAAGACAAAUGAAAAUAAAAUGGAAACCACUUCACUACAGCGGAAAUUUCCAGAAUGGAUGUCUAUGCAGAGUCAAAGAUGUGCUACAGAAGAAAAGGCCUGCGUUCAGAAGAGUGUUCUUGAAGAUAACCUCCCAUUCUUAGAAUUCCCUGGAUCCAUUGUUUACAGUUAUGAAGCUAGUGAUUGCUCCUUCCUGUCUGAAGACAUUAGCAUGCGUCUGUCUGAUGGCGAUGUGGUGGGAUUUGACAUGGAAUGGCCGCCCAUAUACAAGCCAGGGAAAAGAAGCAGAGUCGCAGUGAUCCAGUUGUGUGUGUCUGAGAGCAAAUGUUACUUGUUUCACAUUUCUUCCAUGUCAGUUUUCCCCCAGGGAUUAAAAAUGUUACUAGAAAACAAAUCAAUUAAGAAGGCAGGGGUUGGGAUUGAAGGGGACCAGUGGAAACUUCUGCGUGAUUUUGACGUCAAGUUGGAGAGUUUUGUGGAGCUGACGGAUGUUGCCAAUGAAAAGUUGAAGUGCGCAGAGACCUGGAGCCUCAAUGGUCUGGUUAAACACGUCUUAGGGAAACAACUUUUGAAAGACAAGUCCAUCCGCUGCAGCAAUUGGAGUAAUUUCCCCCUCACUGAGGACCAGAAACUGUAUGCAGCCACUGAUGCUUAUGCUGGUCUUAUCAUCUAUCAAAAAUUAGGAAAUUUGGGUGAUACUGCGCAAGUGUUUGCUCUAAAUAAAGCAGAGGAAAACCUACCUCUGGAGAUGAAGAAACAGUUGAAUUCAAUCUCCGAAGAAAUGAGGGACCUAGCCAAUCGUUUUCCUGUCACUUGCAGAAAUUUGGAAACUCUCCAGAGGGUUCCUGUAAUAUUGAAGAGUAUUUCAGAAAAUCUCUGUUCAUUGAGAAAAGUGAUCUGUGGUCCUACAAACACUGAGACUAGACUGAAGCCGGGCAGUAGUUUUAAUUUACUGUCAUCAGAGGAUUCAGCUGCUGCUGGAGAAAAAGAGAAACAGAUUGGAAAACAUAGUACUUUUGCUAAAAUUAAAGAAGAACCAUGGGACCCAGAACUUGACAGUUUAGUGAAGCAAGAGGAGGUUGAUGUAUUUAGAAAUCAAGUGAAGCAAGAAAAAGGUGAAUCUGAAAAUGAAAUAGAAGACAAUCUGUUGAGAGAAGAUAUGGAAAGAACUUGUGUGAUUCCUAGUAUUUCAGAAAAUGAACUCCAAGAUUUGGAACAGCAAGCUAAAGAAGAAAAAUAUAAUGAUGUUUCUCACCAACUUUCUGAGCAUUUAUCUCCCAAUGAUGAUGAGAAUGACUCCUCCUAUAUAAUUGAAAGUGAUGAAGAUUUGGAAAUGGAGAUGCUGAAGUCUUUAGAAAACCUAAAUAGUGACGUGGUGGAACCCACUCACUCUACAUGGUUGGAAAUGGGAACCAAUGGGCGUCUUCCUCCUGAGGAGGAAGAUGGACACGGAAAUGAAGCCAUCAAAGAGGAGCAGGAAGAAGAGGACCAUUUAUUGCCGGAACCCAACGCAAAGCAAAUUAAUUGCCUCAAGACCUAUUUCGGACACAGCAGUUUUAAACCGGUUCAGUGGAAAGUCAUCCAUUCUGUAUUAGAAGAGAGAAGAGAUAAUGUUGUUGUCAUGGCAACUGGAUAUGGGAAGAGUCUGUGCUUCCAGUAUCCGCCUGUUUAUACAGGCAAGAUUGGCAUUGUCAUUUCACCUCUCAUUUCCUUAAUGGAAGACCAAGUCCUCCAGCUUGAGCUGUCCAAUGUUCCAGCCUGUUUACUUGGAUCUGCACAGUCAAAAAAUAUUCUAGGAGAUGUUAAAUUAGGCAAAUAUAGGGUCAUCUACAUAACUCCAGAGUUCUGUUCUGGUAACUUGGAUCUACUCCAGCAACUUGACUCUAGUAUUGGCAUCACUCUCAUUGCUGUGGAUGAGGCUCACUGCAUUUCAGAGUGGGGCCAUGAUUUCAGAAGUUCAUUCAGGAUGCUGGGCUCUCUUAAAACAGCGCUCCCAUUGGUUCCAGUCAUUGCACUCUCCGCUACUGCAAGCUCUUCCAUCCGGGAAGACAUUAUAAGCUGCUUAAACCUGAAAGACCCUCAGAUCACCUGCACUGGAUUUGAUCGGCCAAAUCUGUACUUAGAAGUUGGACGGAAAACAGGGAACAUCCUUCAGGAUCUAAAGCCGUUUCUCGUCCGAAAGGCAAGUUCUGCCUGGGAAUUUGAAGGUCCAACCAUCAUCUAUUGUCCUUCGAGAAAAAUGACAGAACAAGUUACUGCUGAACUUGGGAAACUGAACUUAGCCUGCAGAACAUACCACGCUGGCAUGAAAAUUAGCGAAAGGAAGGACGUUCAUCAUAGGUUCCUGAGAGAUGAAAUUCAGUGUGUUGUAGCUACUGUAGCUUUUGGAAUGGGCAUUAAUAAAGCUGACAUUCGCAAAGUUAUUCAUUAUGGUGCGCCUAAGGAAAUGGAAUCCUAUUACCAGGAAAUUGGUAGAGCUGGCCGGGAUGGACUUCAGAGUUCCUGUCACUUGCUCUGGGCUCCAGCAGACUUUAACACAUCCAGGAAUCUCCUUAUUGAGAUUCACGAUGAAAAGUUCCGGUUAUAUAAAUUAAAGAUGAUGGUAAAGAUGGAAAAAUACCUUCACUCCAGUCAGUGUAGGCGACGAAUCAUCUUGUCCCAUUUUGAGGACAAAUGUCUGCAGAAGGCCUCCUUGGACAUUAUGGGAACUGAAAAAUGCUGUGAUAAUUGCAGGCCCAGGCUGAAUCAUUGCCUUACUGCUAACAACUCAGAGGACGCAUCCCAAGACUUUGGGCCACAAGCAUUCCAGCUACUGUCUGCUGUGGACAUCCUGCAGGAGAAAUUUGGAAUUGGGAUUCCGAUCUUAUUUCUCCGAGGAUCUAAUUCUCAGCGUCUUCCUGAUAAAUAUCGGGGUCACAGGCUCUUUGGUGCUGGAAAGGAGCAAGCAGAAAGUUGGUGGAAGACCCUUUCUCACCAUCUCAUAGCUGAAGGAUUCUUGGUAGAAGUUCCCAAGGAAAACAAAUAUAUAAAGACAUGUUCCCUCACAAAAAAGGGUAGAAAGUGGCUUGGAGAAGCCAGUUCGCAGUCUCCUCCGAGCCUUCUCCUUCAAGCUAAUGAAGAGAUGUUUCCAAGGAAAGUUCUGCUACCAAGUUCUAAUCCUGUAUCUCCAGAAACGACGCAACAUUCCUCUAAUCAAAACCCAGCUGGAUUAACUACCAAGCAGUCUAAUUUGGAGAGAACGCAUUCUUACAAAGUGCCUGAGAAAGUUUCUUCUGGGACUAACAUUCCUAAAAAAAGUGCCGUGAUGCCGUCACCAGGAACAUCUUCCAGCCCCUUAGAACCUGCCAUCUCAGCCCAAGAGCUGGACGCUCGGACUGGGCUAUAUGCCAGGCUGGUGGAAGCAAGGCAGAAACACGCUAAUAAGAUGGAUGUACCUCCAGCUAUUUUAGCAACAAACAAGGUUCUGCUGGACAUGGCUAAAAUGAGACCGACUACUGUUGAAAACAUGAAACAGAUCGACGGUGUCUCUGAAGGCAAAGCUGCUCUGUUGGCCCCUCUGUUGGAAGUCAUCAAACAUUUCUGUCAAGUAACUAGUGUUCAGACAGACCUCCUUUCCAGUGCCAAACCUCACAAGGAACAGGAGAAAAGUCAGGAGAUGGAAAAGAAAGACUGCUCACUCCCCCAGUCUGUGGCCGUCACAUACACUCUAUUCCAGGAAAAGAAAAUGCCCUUACACAGCAUAGCUGAGAACAGGCUCCUGCCUCUCACAGCAGCCGGCAUGCACUUAGCCCAGGCGGUGAAAGCCGGCUACCCCCUGGAUAUGGAGCGAGCUGGCCUGACCCCAGAGACUUGGAAGAUUAUUAUGGAUGUCAUCCGAAACCCUCCCAUCAACUCAGAUAUGUAUAAAGUUAAACUCAUCAGAAUGUUAGUUCCUGAAAACUUAGACACGUACCUCAUCCACAUGGCGAUUGAGAUUCUUCAGAGUGGUUCCGACAGCAGAACCCAGCCUCCUUGUGAUUCCAGCAGGAAGAGGCGUUUCCCCAGCUCUGCAGAGAGUUGUGAGAGCUGUAAGGAGAGCAAAGAGGCGGUCACCGAGACCAAGGCAUCAUCUUCAGAGUCAAAGAGAAAAUUACCCGAGUGGUUUGCCAAAGGAAAUGUGCCCUCAGCUGAUACCGGCAGCUCAUCAUCAAUGGCCAAGACCAAAAAGAAAGGUCUCUUUAGUUAAGAUGACAACGAUGGAACAGUUUGUGUGUCCUACAUCUUCAUUCCUAUAAAGAAUGAAAAGAAAUAUUUUAACCUCAAAAUUAUUUAAAGUCCAAAGUGAAGCUCACCUAAACGUCGAGCCAUAGAGUCUUUAAUUGCCCGUUGGCAGUUGAGCUACAGUAUCUGAACCUUCUGAGACCCGGAGUGCAGCAUAGACUGUGAAGUCGGCUUCCUUUCCGAUUGCCUUCCGAACCCGUGUCACUGUCAGGUUGCAGUCUUUCUCUUCUUGCAGCAGUGUGUGUUGGAAAUGGAGGCUGUGUCGCUUUGACAUAUAGAACAGAUCAGUAGUUGCAUAGGGACAGAUAUGAAGAUACAGCCGGUCUUUGCUUUCUUAUGCAGAUGCCUGUAUGACAGUAUCAGUGCACCAGCCCAGCCAGGGAGACAUCAGCUUCCAUUUAAAAAGGGAAAGCGGACAAGGACUCCAGUUACAGAAACAACUAAAUUCUAUGCAUUUUCUGCACAGUCUUUAUUAUUUCUCAAUCAAAAGUGUUCUUUGUACUGAAUAGUAAAUAUACUAAAUUUUCAUUUUUUAAAUUGUUGUGAGUGCCUUCAAUAUUUGAAGAUGCCAAUUUUUAAUGUCUUAUGUUUCACAAAGAAUUAAAAAACUGAAAAUUCAACUCUGUUCUUGGUAAACUAUUGUUAUAUAAAUUUAUAAGCAGUUUACCAUAUAGCUAAAUAUAUUCAAAGCCUUGGAUUAACUUUUUUUUUUUUUGUAAAUAGAAAUGGACUGUUAUUAAUGUAGGAAAAAAUACCCCUGAAUUCAGAGAAGUUAAAAAAAAGUCACUCAGAGUUCCAUUAGGAAAGAAUCAAAGCCAUUUCCUUUUUCAAUCAGCCAGACUCCCUCGUAUUCAUUUUCUUAAUUUGAAUCUUAUUAUAAGACAUUCAAACUAUAAUUAAAACAUAGAAACUCCCACAUUCUCAUUUUUCUGCUUUCUAUUACCAGAAGGUAGCUUUCCGUAUAUCACGCAUAAUCUCCAGUUGCUUCUAUUUCUCUGUGCCUUAAACUGUUUCUACAAUGCAUGAGGUGGUAUUCUCUGUGGCAGUGGCAGCACUACAGCGCUCGGGUCCCUGCUGAUUGCGGUGGCCUGCUGCAGGAAAACGUCUGCUUCAUUGUUUUGACUUAUGAGUUGAACUGGGUUUUCUUUCCUUCGUGGAAUUGAAAAACAAAGCUUGGGGGCAAAAAGUAUGCUUGGUUUUUUAGACUUGGUUAUUUGGCAGACAUUUUCUCAAGAUUCAAUGAAGUUAGCCUGUUGCUUUAAGGAAAAUGACUUACCAAUAAUUAUUGCCAGUAAUAAAAUUGAGAUUUCUAGCAAAAAUUACAAUUCUGGUGAACAGGUGUCCUUCACUGGGCACCUGGGUAGCUUUCCUUGACCUGAGGGCUUUUCUAAUGAGAUGAAUAAAAUAAACACAUUAUUUUUGAUACUAUCUAAAGUUUCAUCUGUAUCUGGAACAUCUAAGUGACCCAAGAAAUCAGUGUUUAAUGGACAACUAAGACACGUUAUAAUAUAGCAUAUAUAGUAAUGUAGUCAAGGAAGAGCCCAUGGCCGUCCCUUCAGAUACACACUGAAAAUAAUCACGAAGCAACAGCUACAGUUUUCAUUUCAAAGAUUUAAAGUUUCAAAGAUUCUCUACCAUUAUUUGAAAAGCUAUUUUCAAAUAGCUUUUCCUAAUAUAGCACACACACACACACACACACACACACACACACACACACACACAGACUGAAUACAGUAGACCAGACUCCAGGCUCUUCUUCUCCUGAACUCAUCCACACAACGAGAACAUUUACAGAAAUGAAAUGGGGCCAUCCUUGUCUUUUUUUUUUAAUGUAAAUGUGAUUUUAAAACGAACAAUAUUUGUGCUAAAUUGUAAUUGGUUUACUGCAGCCAUUUUUAAAUGAAUCAAUAAAUCUUUGAAAAAAGCCUCA